AUGGGGAGCACUCUCAUCCUCUUCUCAUGUGGUAUCCGUGUUUACCAUUGUAAAGAAUCAGCUGGUCCUGGUAGCCGAUUAACUGUUUUCCCUGUUGUCAAGGCCUCCAUAUUGAAAAGGAACCUGGAUUAUCCUACUUCCCCAAAUCAGUUCUUUGGUAAUGAUGGAAAUCAAUUAUGUUUGUCACCUCAAAUCAAAAUCCUCAGGUGGCUAGACAAAGCUGCCAUUAUAGAAUCCUCCAAUCUUAGUGCAGAAGCACAACGAAAGGUGGGAAGGCUUUGCACUGUGACAGAGGUCCAAGAGCUAAAACUUCUUUUUAAAAUGGUUCCCCUGUGGACUACCUUCCUUGUUUUUGGUUUGGUAGUAUCAACAGGGAAGACCUUUUUCCCUGAGCAGGGAAACAACAUGGAUUCUCCAGAUUUAAUUAUUUAUGUGCUUAUAAUCCCAUCCAUUUCGCGUAAAAUCAAGGGCUAUCUGUUGAAGUUUGUUGCAAACUGGGCUACAAAACCUAAGAAGGAAGCUCAAAUGUUAAAAAUUUGGGCUGGAAUGAUGCUAUCUAUCUUUUGCUGUGUCGUUGCCUGGCGGGUUGAGGUUCACAGGUUGAAUAUAGUAAACGAAAAAGGAUUACUAGACAAGCCUGACAACGAAAUUAUUCCGAUGAGCAUCAUCUGGCUAGCACCACAGUUCUGCCUUUUAGGCCUUAUGCAAGGCCUUGCUACUGAUGGACUGAACGAAUUUGUGAUCGAUCAGUUCCCUGAAUCAAUGGAGGAGUAUGUAACAGCAAUCAAUGAGUUUGUCAUCGGAAUUGGGAGCUUCCUUAACAUAUUAUAUGUCCACGCAAACCAAAGCCUUUUCUCUAUCACAUUAAACCACAGUCGCCUGGACAAGUACUAUAAGACUCUAACAGUGGUUAGUUUCAUCAAUUUUUGCUGCUAUAUAUUCAUUUCAACUAUCUAUACGAGCAAUGAUGGCAGGGUAGGGGUAGAUGAGAUCUUACAGACAUCUGGUGCGGAUUUGGUUUAA
Messenger RNA from Pistacia vera, 1023 nucleotides. Its product is annotated as protein NRT1/ PTR FAMILY 5.5-like. The coding region runs from base 1 to 1023 and encodes 340 amino acids. NCBI's taxonomy places the organism in Eukaryota, Viridiplantae, Streptophyta, Magnoliopsida, Sapindales, Anacardiaceae. The record is from RefSeq and is a predicted model, not a curated record. The transcript is spliced from 2 exons. Gene Ontology annotation, cellular component: membrane. Gene Ontology annotation, molecular function: transmembrane transporter activity. Gene Ontology annotation, biological process: transmembrane transport.